Molecule: messenger RNA, 1110 nt
Organism: Cuscuta epithymum
Lineage: Eukaryota; Viridiplantae; Streptophyta; Magnoliopsida; Solanales; Convolvulaceae
Source: the annotation of a GenBank genome assembly
GAAACUUCCGUCUGCUUCCAUCUCCAGACCUCCUUAAGUUGGUCGGAUGGGUGAUUUUGCCCUAAAAAUGUUGGUCUAAAGAGCCCCCUACCUUCCAUGGAUGAUUACACAUCAUCAUCAUCAUGUACAACCACAACAGCAACCAAAACUCCGACCACAAACCGCCGCCCAUGGCGGCUCCGAUGAGCCCUCGCAUCUCUUUCUCCAACGACUUCGUAGAGUCCGGCGGCGGCGGCGGCGGCCACUACCACCCCCACUUCAUCAAGAACGAGAGGUCCUAUUACAGAGACGCCCCUGUUUCCUCUGACUUCGAAUUCUCCGUCUCCAACUAUCCGCCGGCGACUACGACCGCCGACGAGCUCUUCUCCAUGGGCCGGCUCCUGCCUUACAAUGAGACCACCGUCCGCUCAGCGGCGGCGCCACCUAACAGGCCCACCACCCUCAAGGACGAGCUCCUUGUUGAGGAUAGCGAUUUGUCUUCUUUCAAGCCUCCCAAGAGUUCUACCAGAUGGAAAGGCCUUUUGGGUCUCCGCAAAUCUCACAUUGGCUCCAAAAGAGUGGACAAGGUUGAAGAUGCUAAGAGGGAGGAGGCGGUGGUUCUUCACGGCGGCGCCAAGAACUCACGGGAGGCAAUGCAUGGAGGGAGCUCAUCAUGCAGAGAUUCAGAUUUUCGAUUUUAACUGAUUCACAUUGCUUUUAAGAAUGGUAAGGAGAGGUUUAGCGAAAAAUAUUCAGAUAAUGGUAAAAUUAAUUAACUUGGUUUCACUCAUUCAUUUGAUCAAUUUGGAGUAAAUUUUAUAUGAUUUUAGCAUUAUCUGAAUGUUCCUCCCAAACUCUCCUUAAAUUAUUAUGAUAGGUUGCUAUGUUGUUUCGUUGGGGUUGGGGGAUAUUUGUGUGGUAGCCAUCUUAGCUUAGCAGGAAUUUGUAUGACUUCUGUUUUAAAAUGGAAGUUUAAUUUGGUACAAAUGUAAUCAGUUAUGUUUUGGGGUUGGAUCAAUAUUCUACUCCCUUAUUAAUUUGGCUUGUUUUAUUCAUCACUUCCUCCUACUCAAAAUAGAUUGUCGAGUUUAUUUGUUUGUUACAAAUUUCUUUUGAACUGUUUUCAUUCUC